CGAUAUAAUAUUUCGCGUCGUUUUCUUCAUGAUUUCUUGUUCCCGUCUUUCUCUCUCCUCCAGGUACAUUCUCGCUCCCUUUUAUUCUACUAUUGCGCAAUGCAAUCGUUAUCUUAAUCUUCAAGUAUUUUUCUUCCCCCGAAUUUCUUUCGCGAUGAAGUUCCAUUCAGAUCUCAAUUUUUUCCUCUGAAAAAUUCGGUCGGUUAGGUUUUGAAAACAGGUUUGAUUUCCAGCGAUUGGAGAUUAUGCGAACGAUUCCAAUCCCGAAGAAGAAGAAGAACAAUUAAGAUUUUUUUUUUAAUUUAAAAGGAAAGAUCAGAUAAUUUGAAGAAAGGCCAGAUUGAAGUGAAUAUUAUGGGUUAUUUGAAUUCGGUAUUAACAUCUUCUUCCAACAAAAUUGAUGUUGACGACGCGCCGGUCAGCGGUGGCGGUCUCAGUCAGGAUGGCAAAUUUAGCUAUGGAUAUGCGAGCUGCCCAGGAAAACGAUCAUCAAUGGAAGAUUUCUAUGAAACUAGGAUUGAUGGUAUAGAUGGAGAGGUUAUUGGCCUAUUUGGAGUUUUUGAUGGUCAUGGAGGUGCUCGAGCUGCAGAGUAUGUUAAGCAAAACCUUUUCAGCAAUUUGAUUAAACAUCCAAAUUUUAUCUCUGAUACCAAAUCAGCAAUAGCUGAUGCAUAUAGCCAUACGGACUCUGAAUUUCUGAAAUCAGAAAACAGUCAAAAUAAAGAUGCUGGAUCAACUGCUUCUACUGCCAUUCUCGUUGGCGACCGUUUACUGGUUGCUAAUGUUGGGGAUUCUAGAGCUGUCAUUUGCCGUGGUGGGCAUGCUAUUGCUGUUUCUCGUGACCACAAGCCAGAUCAGAAGGAUGAGCGACAACGUAUUGAAGAGGCUGGAGGAUUUGUCAUGUGGGCAGGUACCUGGCGAGUUGGAGGUGUACUUGCUGUUUCCCGAGCAUUUGGUGAUAGGCUUUUGAAACAGUACGUUGUUGCUGAUCCAGAAAUCAAGGAGGAAAGGGUUGACAGUUCACUUGAAUUCCUUAUCCUUGCAAGUGAUGGCCUAUGGGAUGUAGUGACAAAUGAGGAAGCAGUGUCGAUGGUGAAGCCAAUAAAGGAGCCGGAGGAAGGGGCAAAGAGGCUGAUGCAGGAAGCAUACGAGAGAGGCAGUUCCGAUAACAUCACCAUUGUCAUCGUCCGUUUCCUUGCUAAUGACCUUUCCUCCUCCUCUUCUUCUUCUUCUCAGGAUGCUAGCAGUACUGCUGCCCUCUCUGGUCAAUGAAUCAACAAAAACAACAGUGGUGAUCUCAUCUGAUGAUAUUCUUCUUUCAGGCAAGGACUAAUUUCAUUUGUAAAUGAACAUAUAUACUACAAAUAUAUAUAUAGGAUGCGAAAUCAAAACAAAAAAAACAAAAAAAAUCAAAAAACAAACAAACAAGACUUGACAGGGGAGUGACCACCAAGCUCAUCAUCAUCAUCAGCGAUUAUUUGUUGUAUGAUUAAUUUUAAUUUGUGUUGUUAUAGCCCGUGAUUCGUUUGCGUUACGUUAAUUGUAAUUUCAUUUCAUUAGAUUUUAGAAUUGGCGGCAAACUUGGCCACGGUUCGUUCUAUGUUCUGUAACUUCUGUUUCUUAUGCACCUUGUUUGUUCAUUU
Cuscuta campestris is the source of this 1643-nucleotide messenger RNA. Lineage: Eukaryota; Viridiplantae; Streptophyta; Magnoliopsida; Solanales; Convolvulaceae. The record is from the annotation of a GenBank genome assembly.